AUGUACGAAAAAAUAGUAAUUAUAUUACUACUCUCAGGUUAUAUUUCUACUCAAGAUGUCUCUGAAACCACAGCUCAUGAAUUACCAAGUAAGUUACCGACAAAAGCAGAUGGUUUUAUUUCCACAGAGAAACCAUCACUCAGCACUCCUGGUGCAAGACAAGACACUUUGGUUACUAGACACCAACAACUCCCAGACAGGGGACAAAGAGCAAGGCAACAAAUUGACCACACUUUAUCUGAACCAGUGAUAAUAGGGAUUAUUUACGCAGUAAUGCUUGGUAUCAUUAUAACUAUCCUCUCAUUUGCCUUCUGUAUUGGCCAACUGACAAAGAAAAGUUCACUUCCUGUCCAAUUUUCAUCCCCAGAAGACGCAGACUCUGAAGUUUUGUAG
Messenger RNA from Neomonachus schauinslandi (Hawaiian monk seal), 393 nucleotides. Its product is annotated as glycophorin-A-like. Bases 1 to 393 code for a protein of 130 amino acids. The record is from RefSeq and is a predicted model, not a curated record. Lineage: Eukaryota; Metazoa; Chordata; Mammalia; Carnivora; Phocidae. Gene Ontology annotation, cellular component: membrane. The transcript has 7 exons.